UCGAUUCGUAGUAAGAUCAUCAGCGUCCUCCCCUUUCCAGAACAAGCUUUGACGGACCAAAGACGAAUAGUCUAUAUGCAACUGUGUUUACGCCACAGUUUGGCGCCCUAAUCUAUCGCUUUUUUAGUUAAUUUAUCUUACACGAAGUCCGGGUUGUCUUACUGGUGAUAAGGGCGCAUUUGUCAAAGUAUCCGAUGAUAAAUAUCAAUGGAAAUACAGCAAAACCCGAUGCCUCCAUAGAGCUGUCUCGGUGCCAAGAACUGGUCCUCUGCUGAUUUAGAAAGACAGAGAGGACACUUUUGGAAAUCUAGCAAUGUGGAGCUGCAUGGUUUACAAUGAGACAAACGACAGCGUGGACCUCCGGCUCUGCCAGGACCUUGGACUCAUUCUGUCCGUCUUCUCUCUGGUGUACCUCAUUGUCUGCUUUCCAGUAGGGUUUUGCUACAAUGUCCUGCUGGUGGUGGUCAACCUUUCCAACAAGGUUACCAUGACCAUGCCUGAUGUCUACUUUGUGAACAUCGCCAUCGCUGGCCUGGUGCUCAACCUGGUGGCUCCGGUGGAGCUGUUGGGUCCCAGAUUUACACGCUGGCCCAUGUGGGAGUACAAUAACGAGAUCUACAUCACCCUCCUCAUCCUCUUCAACAUCUCCUCUCUGGUCAUCAUGUACUCCACCACCUUGCUCAGUCUGGACUAUUACAUUGAGCGGGCUCUUCCACGCACCUACAUGUCCAGUGUUUACAACACCAAGCACGUUUGCGGCUUCAUUUGGGGUGGCGCUGUCCUUACCAGCUUCUCUUCGCUGCUCUUCUACGUGUGUAACCACGUGUCCACCAAGAUCAUUGAGUGCUCCAAGAUGCAGAAUAAGGAGGCUGCUGAUGCCAUAAUGAUGUUCAUUGGGUACGUGGUCCCAGCGGUGGCCGUGCUUUACGCGUUUGUGUUGAUCCUACGCAUCAGGAAGGAGUCCACCCCUUUGGACCAGGACUCUGGGAGGCUAGACCCCUCGAUUCACCGACUUCUCUUGGCAUCUGUUUGUAUGCAGUUCUUGCUCUGGACUCCAUAUUACAUGACCUUACUGGUGCACAUGGUGGCUGGAGCUCCUGGGAGCCAUUCCACCCGGCAGCAUGUCACCAUGUACUCCUUUCUGAGAUGCAUAUCUGAGUUGCUCGCAUUCUGCAGUAGCUUUGCCAUUCCCCUCAUGUACAGGCAAAUGAACAAGAACUUCUCAGUUAAACUCCAGCGGCUUCUAAAGAGUCUGCACUGCAGGGACCAGUCAUGUCCUCAUGAACACUCGGCAGUACAACAGGUGGUUACAUGAGGGCUUCUGUCCAAUCAGACCUGCCUCUCCCUCACUGGCACUUACUACAAAAGCCACAGAAGUCUAGCUAGUGCAUUAACCUGGAUAUAUUGUGUGCUGAAAGGAAGUAUUUUCCUCACCACAAGGAGUGGAAUGUGUCUCAGUGAAUUUGUGGAACCUCCAUGACACUUAAUGACUUAACAUUAUUUGUCCAUCUCUGUGGUGAAUGGGCGACAGAGAAGAAACCACUAAGUGCUGUUUUCUUGUAAGCUACAUCUAUUCUCUGGAACUGGCUUCUUGGGCCUGGGGAAAAUCUCAACCCAUCUAAUGACCCUUUCGGUAAAGGGGGAAUAGUGAAUUUGUGUAAUGUGUGUAAUCUGUUACAGGAUAUGCUGCAUAGCCUUCUAAUGUAAUGCUUUUAGACUAACCUGUUCCCAUUUAGCUCAAGGCCAUGUCUUGCCCCAGACUUUCUGUUUGUGAUCCACGACACAUAAGCUCUUCAGUCUGGAUUUCGUUUUCUGGUCUCACUUUCCAUAAAACCUCACUGGCUAGAUUGUAGACGCUAGUAAACGCAAUGUAAUUACCUCAAUUUCACACACCAAUGGGCAUUACAUUGGAACAAUGUAACCAACUUUUACAGCACCCAGAAAUAACUCAAUGAGGCUGAUAUCAGGUAGCGGGAAAGAUGUGUGUAUGUGUAUCAGUGGUUGUGUGUGUUUGUAUGUGUGUGUUCUUGAGUGCUUGCUGCUAAGAUUAUGUGCAACAUAAAUGCACAGCUGCUCAGCCAUAUUAUUACCAACAAAGAGAAUCUAAAAUAGAAAAAUCUGUAUAGCUCACUGAGAAAAGCUAUUGGAAUGAUCCACCAGACAAUGGAUCAUAGUUUUUUUGUCAGCUAGUUAGAGAUGUAAUUGCCUUUAUACAAUAACUUUUCAAUCAUUAGACUAUUGCUACUGUAACCAUUAUCUGUGCACCAUGACAAAAUAGUUAAUAAUUCCAGAACAUUUUGUGCCCAGUUAAUCAUUAUUUGAAUAGUGAUCAAAGUUCUUUUGAUACGGUCAAACAUAUUUGAAAGCAAGCCAGAUAUUCAAUUAGAUUUGCAUGAACAGUUGCUUAAACUUGUACUAAAACAUACGGUUAAUGAUUUCUGCAAGUAGUGAUCAGACUUUAAGCAGAUUUUAACAGCUGAAAUCACAUUGGGAUAACAUUUUAUUCAAGUUCAGAAGAAAUAGUCUUUAUUAAAAUUUGUUUGCAUGAUUGAUUUCAUUGUAUGCAUAUACUGUAUAGAGAUAUCCAUAAAUGCUCUCAAAAUGGGGGGAAAAAUCAUAGACAUUUCAGGAAAGAAAUACAAGGAAUCGCACCGAUGAAGCUAGUAAAAUGGUGUCUUUAUCGAAAAUGUCUUUACACUUUUUUUCUUGGUGAUGAGCCAGCGAAUGCGAAAUUAGUAUAUAUUGGAGAGAAAGCACUGUAUGUGAAUGGAAGAUUUCAAGUCCCAUUUAAAUCCACUUAUGUAAGCAAGGGUCAGAAUGUAUUUAAAUUCAUGAAGGGGAAUAAAAACAGUGAACCCUCAAUCAUAAAACAUGAAAACAGCAAUUGCAAUAUUACAGCUGUUGUAAGCUUGGUAAUGCCAGUAUGUAUAAUAUUAAGAAUGUGUAUAUAUUGUACUUCAGAGAUUUACUGUAAAGAAAAAGAAACAGAUAUGCCAUUUUAGAUUACAGUGUUAUUUUUUCAGAGAUUUAUUUACAUACUAAAGUGUCAGUCAUCCUCUGUCCUAUACUGCGUCAAAGACUUCAAUAAACUAAC
Molecule: messenger RNA, 3094 nt
Organism: Xyrauchen texanus (razorback sucker)
Lineage: Eukaryota; Metazoa; Chordata; Actinopteri; Cypriniformes; Catostomidae
Product: probable G-protein coupled receptor 146
Exons: 2
Coding region: 314-1315 (333 amino acids)
Biological process (GO): G protein-coupled receptor signaling pathway
Cellular component (GO): membrane
Molecular function (GO): G protein-coupled receptor activity
Source: RefSeq, a predicted model, not a curated record